CCAUUCAACAAUUAUGGAGAUCAAUAUCGAAAAUGAAAUUGUACCUCAAAACAUCAAAAAUGAACAAAAUACUCCUCUUCUUGAAAAAACACUUCUUCCCGAACCCAUUGAGAAAACAUUGAUCCAAAAAGCCAUAAGCCAAACGUUCCAAAGCACAGCUCACUUAGCCAAUCUUUUACCCACUGGCUCGGUUCUUGCUUUUCAAAUACUUUCGCCGAUUUUCACAGACCAGGGCCAAUGUGACCCUGUCGGCCGGGCCUUGACUGCUUCACUUGUAGCUCUUUGUGGUCUGUCUUGUUUCCUAUUGAGUUUCACCGAUAGCUUCACGGACCAAGAAGGUAAUGUAUGCUAUGGAAUUGCAACAACCCGUGGGUUGUGGGUCAUUGACGGGACUAGAAAUUUGCCAACGGAACUUCAAGCUAAAUACAAGUUGAGAUUUAUUGAUUUUAUGCAUGCCUUCAUGUCGGUUAUGGUUUUUGCCGCAGUGACUUUAUUUGAUCAAGAUGUCGUGAACUGCUUUUAUCCGUCGCCAUCUGAUGAAACGCAAGAGCUUCUAACGACACUUCCUGUUGGAUUUGGAGUCGUUUUUAGUAUGCUUUUUGUUGCUUUCCCUACACAACGCCAUGGAAUUGGGUUUCCCGUUAGCACCAAUUGAUUGUAAUUUGUAUAACACGACGACAAUAAUAAUACUAACAACUUAUAAUUGUUAUUUGUGAUA
Erigeron canadensis is the source of this 718-nucleotide messenger RNA. Its product is annotated as protein DMP4-like. NCBI's taxonomy places the organism in Eukaryota, Viridiplantae, Streptophyta, Magnoliopsida, Asterales, Asteraceae. The transcript has a single exon. Gene Ontology annotation, biological process: endomembrane system organization. Bases 14 to 655 code for a protein of 213 amino acids. The record is from RefSeq and is a predicted model, not a curated record.